AUGGCCCGCUCCGCUGAACUCACCGCCGAUGAGCUCCAGCUCGAGGCCCUCGGCCACAAGGGCGAGCUGAAGCGUCAGUUCUCCUUCUUGUCUAUGCUGGGCCUCGCCUUCGCAAUUCUCAAUUCCUGGACCGCUCUUUCGACCUCGCUCUCUCUUGCCCUGCCGUCCGGCGGGCCUACUAGCGUCGUCUGGGGUUUGAUUACUGCCGGCGUCUGCAACCUCUGCCUGGCCGCCUCGCUUGCAGAGUUUCUCUCCGCCUACCCGACCGCCGGCGGUCAGUACCACUGGGUUGCUGUCAUCAGCUGGAAGGCCUGGGUGCCUGCCCUGAGCUGGGUCACGGGAUGGAUCAAUACCUUUGGCUGGAUCGCCCUCGUCUGCACCGGAGGUCUGCUGGGCAGCCAGCUUGUCGUUGGCGUCAUCUCUCUUGAGAACCCCAACUACGAGCCCCAGGCCUGGCACCAAUUCCUCAUCUACAUCGCCUACAACGUCCUCGCCUUCUGCCUCAACGCCUUUGCCAACUCGGCUCUGCCCUACGUCAACAAGGCUGCCAUCUCUUGGUCCAUUGUAGGCUUUGCUGUCAUCUGCAUCACCAUCCUGGCCUGCGCCUCUCCCAACUACUCCUCUGGCGACUUCGUCUUCCGCGAGUUCAUCAACGAGACUGGCUGGCCUGAUGGCAUUGCCUGGCUCCUUGGCCUGCUGCAGGGUGGUCUGGGUCUCACUGGCUACGAUGCCGUCGCUCACAUGAUCGAGGAAAUCCCCAACGCCGCCGUCGAGGGCCCUAAGAUCAUGGUUUACUGCGUCGCCAUUGGCACCUUCACCGGCUUCAUCUUCCUUGUUAGCCUCUUGUUCGUUGCUGGCAAUAUCGACGAUGUUAUCUCUUCCCCGGCUGGUCCGCUGCUGCAGAUUCUCUUCAACGCCACCAACUCCCACGCUGGUGCCAUCUGCUUGCUCAUCUUCCCCCUGGUCUGCAUGCUCUUCGCCACCACUUCCAUCAUGACCACCUCCUCUCGCAUGUGCUAUGCAUUUGCUAGAGACGGGGGUCUUCCCUUCUCCCGUCAACUUGCCAAGGUCCAUCAAGGCCUCGACAUCCCGCUCAAUGCUUUGAUUUUCAGCACUGGCUGGGUCAUCGUCUUCGGAUGCAUCUUCCUUGGCUCCAGCAGCGCCUUCAACGCCAUCACCGCUGCCUCCGUCGUGGCUCUUGGUAUUUCGUACGGACUUCCUAUCGCUAUCAACUGCAUGCGCGGACGCAAGAUGCUGCCGCCCCGGAGUUGGACCCUGCCGGAACCGUUCGCGUGGGUUGCCAACUUGAUUGGCGUCGCCUAUGUUAUCGUCACCACCGUCCUGUUCGUCUUCCCGCCCGAGCUCCCCGUCACUGGCUCCAACAUGAACUACUGCAUCGUUGUCUUUGCCAUCGUCAUCAUCAUUAGUGGUAUCACGUGGAUCUUCGAUGGCAGGAAGAACUUCCGUGGCCCCAAGAUCGACGAGGGCUUGGAGGUUAUCGAGUCGACCAAGGUUGGCCCGACUGGCAGCCUGGAAGGUGACAACAAGAUCGAUCCGGACUCGAAACACGCGGUGGAGGCUUAA
Molecule: messenger RNA, 1584 nt
Organism: Lasiodiplodia theobromae
Lineage: Eukaryota; Fungi; Ascomycota; Dothideomycetes; Botryosphaeriales; Botryosphaeriaceae
Product: Gaba permease
Exons: 2
Coding region: 1-1584 (527 amino acids)
Biological process (GO): amino acid transport; transmembrane transport
Cellular component (GO): membrane
Molecular function (GO): transmembrane transporter activity
Source: RefSeq, a predicted model, not a curated record